UCGAGUGCCGAAAGAGCUCGACCUUGCGAUCAAUCAGCCGAACUAUCGUCUGUCUGUGUUCUCCUAGUAGAGGAGAGCAGGAAUUAACAGAAAUAGUAGCAGCAGUAGCCGUAACGUAAAGAUUGCGGCGUUAGCCGUACAAGUCGUUUUGCGCUGAGUGUUCGAACAGGAAGAAAAGAGAUUCAAGUGUUUGCCAGUGCACCGAAUACAGUCAGCCAGCAGUUAUCUGCCACAAUGAAUUCAGCUAUCCUCAGAUGCAUCUCUCCUGCUGUGCGGCGGAUAGCUAUCACCACUCUCUCGAACCGUGGAUACGCUGCUGCUCUCGAUCACGACCUGGUAGUAAUUGGUUCAGGUCCGGGUGGGUACGUCGCUGCUGUCAAGGCUGCACAGCUCGGCCUAAAAACAGCAUGUGUCGAAAAAAACGUCACCCUCGGGGGAACCUGCCUCAAUGUUGGCUGCAUCCCCUCGAAGGCUCUACUACACAACUCGCAUCUGUACCAUGAAGCCUUGCACCAGUUUGCUGCGCGAGGAAUCGAGUGCGACAAUGUGCGACUCAACCUCAAAAAUCUAAUGGAUCAGAAAAACAAGGCUGUGGCGGCCCUAACUGGCGGAAUUGUUCAUCUUUUCAAACAAAAUAAGGUUUCUCGGUUCGAAGGACACGGGAAAAUCACUAGCCCAAACGAAGUCACCGUUCUUAAGGCGGAUGGAUCAACAGAAACAAUAAAAACUAAGAACAUUUUGAUCGCAACGGGAUCCGAGGUUACACCAUUCCCGGGCAUCGAGAUUGACGAAGAAACCAUUGUGUCAUCAACGGGAGCGCUCUCUCUCAGCAAAGUCCCUGAGAAGCUGGUGGUAAUUGGCGCCGGAGUAAUUGGUUUAGAAUUGGGGUCGGUAUGGUUAAGAUUGGGAUCCGAGGUAACCGCCGUCGAGUUCCUUGGGAGUAUAGGUGGAGUUGGAAUUGAUGGAGAGAUUUCUAAAAACUUCCAGCGAAUCCUCGCCAAACAAGGAAUGAAAUUCAAGCUUGACACAAAGGUAAUGGGAGCUCAGAAAAGUGGAGGCAAUAUUACCGUUCAGCUGCAGUCAGCGAAAGAUUCAACGAAAAGUGAAGAGAUUCAGUGCGAUACUCUUCUCGUGUGCGUCGGCAGAAGGCCAUAUACUGAAAACCUUGGCCUUGAAGAGCUCGGAAUUAAAAAAGACCAGAAAGGAAGAAUCGAAGUGAACAAGUCUUUCCAAACGACCAUUCCGAAUAUCUAUGCUAUCGGUGAUUGCAUCCCGGGCCCAAUGCUUGCUCACAAGGCGGAGGAUGAAGGCAUUAUCUGCGUAGAGAACAUUGCUUCGGGUAUCAAGCCACAUAUCGACUAUGAUUGCGUGCCGAGCGUAAUUUACACACACCCCGAGGUCGCUUGGGUGGGAAAGACUGAAGAGCAAGUGAAGUCGGAAGGCAUUACUUAUAAGGUUGGCAAAUUUCCACUCCUGGCUAAUUCGCGCGCCAAGACCAACGGUGAAACUGACGGUCUGGUAAAGAUUAUCGCUGACAAGAAGACCGACCGAAUUCUUGGAGCUCAUAUGAUUGGAUGGGGUGCUGGGGAGAUCAUCAAUGAAGCUGCACUAGGCCUCGAGUACGGAGCGUCGUGCGAAGAUAUAGCUCGCGUUUGCCAUGCUCACCCAACGGUUUCAGAGGCCUUCCGAGAAGCCAAUCUCGCUGCAUAUGCUGGCAAGGCCAUCAACUUCUAAGCUAAAAGGAAAAGCAAUCGGCUUUGUCUUCCCCUUUAACGGCACGCAGGCCUGUCACAGAAACUACAGAUUUCAGAACGGCAGACACCAUCUCGCAGCAAACAAAUGUAUCAACCUUAAAUCAUUAUUCUAUCCCCGAAGACCAAAGAGUCAAAUUAUUAGCUGUAAAAUCCUUCUGAUACUUAAUGAUAAUAUAAUAAGCAUAAAUGUAAUAUUGAGUGAGUUUAAUUUAAUUAGAAGUCUAAGCAAUCGAUGUGAUUAUCGUCAUACGAACGCGGUGUAUUUGAAUGGCAAGUGACCUAACGGAAUUGUCGUAAGUAUUUAGGCUCUCUCGGUCUGAGAUGGUACAGGUAUGUUUGUUGAAUAGGAGAAAUGGGAGUAACAUCCGAUUUGAAAACACAUAAAUGGAAAGCCAGCGAACCAUUGCGUCAUGAAAUGAAGGCCGGCUAGUGAGAUAGUAUGAUUACAGGAAAACAAAUGCAGUGUCAUUUGUGCAUGUUGAUAGAAUAGACAGGUGAGCUGAAGAUUUUUUUCUCGCUACACAUGAAAUACCAGGUUUUGACAGGCUAGAUCAUGGUACGCACUAAUGAGUGUUAGGUGCUUGUUAUUUCUGCAGCAACAAGGAAAAAAUGACGGGUUACGCUUGGUAGAAGUCUGUCGCAAUCAUACUCAUUGCCCCCGGUGUUAUAAUUCAUAUAAUGAUUACUAUUUUUACUAUACUGUGCUAUAAUAUAACGAGUUAGAUAGCGAUUAGCUAGCGAUUUUGCAAACAUUCUGAUAAAUUCUGCAAACAUUUUACUAUUAGAGGCAAACAAAAGGCAUAAAAUUUACACUGCCACUCUGGUUCAUCGGAACGAAGCCUUAAGUGUUCGCGUGUCCCUUCUAAAUCGGUUAACAGUGCAAAAAGGACAUAUUGAAGCAGUGAUAUAAUAACAAAAAAACGAGAUAGCGAGUACGAAUGAUUUCGACGGACGAAAUGAUGUUUUAACCAACAACAAUACAUAAAUGAAUAAACCUGAAAAAUGUAAAUAACUUAGUGUGGGAAAAGGACGGAUUGAAUAAAUUGAAUUAAAUUAAUGUUGCUUUA
Molecule: messenger RNA, 2821 nt
Organism: Varroa destructor (honeybee mite)
Lineage: Eukaryota; Metazoa; Arthropoda; Arachnida; Mesostigmata; Varroidae
Product: dihydrolipoyl dehydrogenase, mitochondrial
Biological process (GO): pyruvate metabolic process; 2-oxoglutarate metabolic process
Cellular component (GO): oxoglutarate dehydrogenase complex; mitochondrion
Molecular function (GO): flavin adenine dinucleotide binding; dihydrolipoyl dehydrogenase (NADH) activity
Source: RefSeq, a predicted model, not a curated record